AUGCCGCCCCAACCAACACGCACAUCUUCUGCAAGCAGGAUGGAGCUCAACUUCAAUAUGGUGGCCAUCUGGACCUCGAAGCCUUCAAAGAUCGAGGUUCUCGAUGAGUCCUCGGACAUCGUCCAGCUCGGGAGAAAGGCAGAGCUUCCACAAGAUUAUCGCCGCUUCUGCACAUUGCUGCUCUUCGACCCACUGCUGUGUCUCAAUCUUGCUGUCGAUGAGUCCUCGGACAUCGUCCAGCUCGGGAGAAAGGCAGAGCUUCCACAAGAUUAUCGCCGCUUCUGCACAUUGCUGCUCUUCGACCCACUGCUGUGUCUCAAUCUUGCUGUCGAUGAGUCCUCGGGCAUCGUCCAGCUCGGGAGAAAGGCAGAGCUGCCACAAGAAUCUCGCCGCUUCUGCGCAUUGGUGCUCUUCGACUGGCUCCAGGCAAGAGCACAAGACGUGACUUGA
Messenger RNA from Pseudocercospora fijiensis CIRAD86, 450 nucleotides. RefSeq lists its product as uncharacterized. Lineage: Eukaryota; Fungi; Ascomycota; Dothideomycetes; Mycosphaerellales; Mycosphaerellaceae. The record is from RefSeq and is a predicted model, not a curated record. The transcript is spliced from 3 exons. The coding region runs from base 1 to 450 and encodes 149 amino acids.